UCUGAACUUCACACGAAUAAUAUGGACACCAGGUUAGCACCCUAUCAGUGAAAGUUGAUCUAGAUAAAAGGAGAUUGUUCGUCGUUCUUUUAAAAGAAUGAUACCACAGAUGUCUCUCCAUUUUCUACUUAUUUCCAUUUCAUACCUGAGGCACUUCAAAGGUUCAAUUUUUGAACACAACUGACAAUUUUCUGACAUAUUUUAAACGAGCAAACACUGAUGAAGAAUUCUCAGUGUGUAUAAAUAUCAUUAUUGAAGUAUGAGGUGUAAUUGAUCGUGGCUGGAUGUGGGCUGUUUAGACGACAUAUUACUCGUUGCAAUCUUAGAUAACCUACAACAAAUUUCAGAAGAGUUGGAACACAGACGAAAACAAUUGAAGAACUGCUAUGCUCUCCUCUUUGUUGGUUGGGCUUCAACCAGAAUCAGUUUCAUACCUGAGGCAUCCCACAGCUGCAAAUUUCUGACGCAUUUUAAAUGAUUAAACGCGAGGGAGGAAGUCUUUAUGAAAGGUUUCAGUUAUCAUAGUUCGGCGUGUCCUGUUUAGACGAAAUAUUUCUCGUUGCAAGAACAGGGGAAACGAAUGCAGAAUUAUGUCGACAACAAAUUUCACCAGAGGUGGAACAAAGACAAAAAUAUUUGAAGAACUGGUAUGCUCCCCCUCUUUGAUCAUGGAUGGGCUUCAAUCAGCAUCAGUUUUUUUCGCAGGAGUCAACAUUUUCCUGGCCAUCACAGCAUUUCUUGGUAAUUCUCUUAUCCUUGUUGCCCUUCACAAGGAAUCUUCCCUUCAUCCGCCGUCCAAACUCUUGUAUCGCUGUCUGGCAACAACUGACCUGUUGGUUGGUCUUGUUGCUCAGCCUCUCCAUGUAACUUAUUUGAUGUCCGCAGUUCACGAACACUGGAGCCUUUGUCAUUACGCAAGAGAAGCAACUUACAUUACAGGCGUAGCAUUAUGUGGAGUUUCUUUGCUGACGAUGGCGGUAAUAAGCGUGGACAGGCUUCUUGCCCUGUUGUUGGGGCUGAGAUACAAAGAGAUUGUGACUUUGAAGCGCAUUUAUAUCAUUAUAGCUAGCUUUUGGGUUUUUUGUCUCGUCGCCUCUUUAUGCAUCAUUUUCGAUCAGCGUAUAACACUUUUGAGUAUCUUGAUAUCGAUACCACUUUCGCUGCUUAUUUCACUCGCCUCGUACACAAAGAUUUUUCGCACUCUUAGACAUCAUCAGGCACAAGUUCAACAACAGCCGAGCCAACCAAAUGCACUGAACAUGGCGCGAUACAGAAAAGCAGUGCACAGUGCACUGUGGGUACAGUCAGUAUUAGUUAUUUGUUAUACACCAUACUUUAUUGUGAGAACUGUAGUCACUUAUAGUACAACAUAUUCAUCACACUCAGUCGUCGCAUUGAAAAUGGCAAUUAUCCUUGUUUACUUUAACUCGACGUUAAACCCGUUUCUUUACUGCUGGAAGAUUAGUGAGGUGAGACGAGCAAUGAAGCAGACAAUCAGACAAGCACUUUGCUGUCCAUGGAGUUAGACCAUCCUCGAGUUAUAUAUGAUCGUAUAAGUACUUUCAGUGCAAAGCUGACCGAUAGAGAACGCUUUUCUCUUAAAUUUUUGCUCGAGGUCUGUCGAUAGUAUUUUUUGCU
This is a messenger RNA of Pocillopora verrucosa, 1638 nucleotides long. NCBI's taxonomy places the organism in Eukaryota, Metazoa, Cnidaria, Anthozoa, Scleractinia, Pocilloporidae. The record is from RefSeq and is a predicted model, not a curated record.